Molecule: messenger RNA, 2430 nt
Organism: Aspergillus ochraceoroseus IBT 24754
Lineage: Eukaryota; Fungi; Ascomycota; Eurotiomycetes; Eurotiales; Aspergillaceae
Product: FAD-binding oxidoreductase
Exons: 5
Coding region: 356-2344 (662 amino acids)
Molecular function (GO): FAD binding; oxidoreductase activity
Source: RefSeq, a predicted model, not a curated record
UUCAUCUCUAACCAUUUCUAGUGGAGAAUAUGCGCGUUUUCCUUUGGAGGGGGAACCCAUCUCCAUUUCCACGUGGUUGCUAGGAUCCAAGCAUGACAGUGCAUACCAGGAUCUCCCCAUUCUUUCAACUAUUACUCUGCUGAGCAGAGCCAAGGGUUGCAAGGGCCGGAUUGUUCUUUUAAAUAAGACCUUUGUCCAGCCGGUUUUCCCUCGUGGAUAUAUCUUGUCUGUGGGCUUUCCUUCUCCCAUUAUUGUGGCCACCUAGUAUCCUUUCCUUCUGCCCCUUUUGUGUGUUUUUGUGAUCUUUGGGUAGCGGUGCCUUAUCACUCUGAAAGAUCCAAAACAGUGCAGAGCCAUGAAGGGCCUACUGUCAUCCGCUGUUGCCACCUUGGCUGCGGUGACUGCAGUUGGUGCGCAGAAUGUGACUGUUCCCUUGUCUCUGUCUGCCGCUGCAACCACCGUCAGCGCCUCGGCUACCCUAUUCCCGGCUGAAACGGUGCAAUUGACGGAUGGGGUCCUCUCCAAUGUUGCUUCAGCCCUCAAGAAUUCGACCGUCUCGAAUAUGUUCGGGUUUGCGUCUAAUACCACGAACUCCACCUUGUCCAAGCGGAGUCUGCACUUCUGCAAGCUCAUGCCCGGUGACUUCUUCUGGCCCAGUGAUAUCAUUUGGUAUAUCUUUGAUUUACUGCUCGGUAAUCGUUUGGUGAAGACGACGCCACUGGCUGCGGUAUGCUAUCCGGACUGGCCUGAGUACGACGCCGACCAAUGUGCCACCAUCAAAUCGGAAUGGUACAGUUCUGAUCUGCACAUGAAUGACCCAGCUUCCAUUAUGCUGCCAUUGUAUGAGGGUCGUACUUGUAUGCCAACUGGCGACAACUACACUAGCACAUGUGAAAUCGGUGGUUACCCUACCUACGUUGUCAACGCUUCCAACGUGGCCCAGAUUCAGCUAGCCGUGAACUUUGCGCGCAACUUGAACCUCCGCCUGGUGGUGAAGAAUACUGGUCACGACUUCAAUGGCAAGGCCGCCGGAAAGGGUGCCCUGUCCAUCUGGACACACUGGCUGAAGGACAAGGCAUUCUACCCCACCUACCACGCCGAUAAUGGUUAUGUCGGGCCUGCUAUGAAGGUUGGUUCUGGUGUCCAGGUCUGGGAGGCCUAUGAGUUUGCAAAGGCCAACGGCAUGAGUGUUGUCGGUGGAGAGGCCGUCACCGUCGGUCUUGGAGGUGGCUAUACCGCCGGCGGUGGCCAUUCGCCUCUGAGCAGCAUGUAUGGCAUGGCUGCUGAUCAAGUUCUUGCGAUGGAAGUUGUCAUGGCUGAUGGCCGUUUCAUCACUGCCACUUCUACCCAACACUCUGACAUCUUCUGGAUGCUUCGUGGAGGUGGUGGUAGCACCAUCGGAGUUGUUACUUCGCUGACGAUCCGAGCCUAUCCACAGCUGCCCACAACCACGGUUACUUUCAACUUCACAAUUAACGAUUGCCCCAACGCUGAUGCUUUCUGGGCGGGAGUCGAGGCCUAUAUCGACAACAUGGAGCCCUUUGUUGACGCAGGCACCUACGGUUACUACUACCUUGGAGCCUCGGCCUACGAAAUUGGUACCGACUAUAACGGCUCUACCGAAUACUAUUUCCGCAUGGAAUCUUUCGUGGCCCCGAACAUGACCAUCGCCGAAACCGAGACCCUACUUGCUCCGUGGUUUGAGGUGCUGGACAGCAACAACAUCACUUACACUCCCUGGUACAACCAUGCUGACAACUUCUAUGACGUCUGGGUUAGUGCUUUCCCACAGGAAUAUGUCGGCACUGCCCUGGUGAAGACUGCGUCGCGUUUGAUGCCCAGAAGUGUCUUCCAGAACGAUACCCUUCGCCAGAGUACCUAUGCCGCUCACAAGGAUGCUAUUGAAAAUGGUCUCUUUAUUGCUGGAUUCCACGUCACAGGCACUGGUAAAGCCGUCACACCACCCACCGACACCUCGGUGCUCCCCGCUUGGCGUGAUACCCUUGCCCAUGUUAUCGUCGGAAUUGAAUGGGAGACCGAUGCCAGCUGGGAGACUGUUCACAACUCCUCCCUCUAUGUCACCAGCUGGAUGGAUGUGCUGCGAGACAUCGCCCCUGAUUCGGGCGCUUACAUGAGCGAGGCUGAUCUUCUUGAACCCAACCUUCAGGAGGCCUUCUAUGGAUCCAACUACGCAAAGCUCUAUGCAAUGAAGCAGAUGUAUGAUCCUACUGGCCUGUUCUUCGCUUUGACCGCUGUGGGUGCGGAGGACUGGGAAGUUCAGGUCACCGACCCCCUUCCCUACUCGUGGAAUAACAAUGGACGACUCUGCCCUGUUUCAUCCUAAGGGGAUGGACGAGACCAAUUUUUGUACUUUACUAAUAAUUGUCGAGUAUAUAUAACAUUGAUGAAUUCAUUUUCACUCUAGAUGGA